Messenger RNA from Durio zibethinus, 1027 nucleotides. Its product is annotated as multiple organellar RNA editing factor 2, chloroplastic-like. Gene Ontology annotation, biological process: cytidine to uridine editing; mitochondrial mRNA modification. The record is from RefSeq and is a predicted model, not a curated record. Gene Ontology annotation, cellular component: mitochondrion. NCBI's taxonomy places the organism in Eukaryota, Viridiplantae, Streptophyta, Magnoliopsida, Malvales, Malvaceae.
AUCCCCAACUUGUCAAAACCCUAUCUCAAACAAAAACCCUCGCACUCUCUUCACUGUCAUCUCAAUCGCUCAAAAUGGCACAAACCCUAGCACGUGCCGCCACCUCCACCGUCACGCGCCACCUCGCUAUCUCCGUCCUCCUCCCGAAACGCCUGUUCUCAAACGCCUCCAUCACCCGUCCUCCUCCUGUCCCGUCGCUCCUCUUCUCCCGUCGCCCUCUUACUCCUCUUUCUCACGCCGUCCGAUCUCUACCUGUCGUUCCCACGCGCUUCACCUCCAUCCGAUGCCGCGUCAACCGGUCUGGAAACUCUGCUUAUUCCCCGCUGAAUUCGGGGUCAAACUUCAGUGACCGGCCACCUACCGAAAUGGCCCCGCUUUUUCCUGGGUGUGAUUAUGAGCAUUGGCUCAUUGUUAUGGACAAGCCCGGUGGAGAAGGAGCUACUAAGCAGGAAAUGAUUGAUUGCUAUAUUCAAACCCUUGCUAAAGUCGUUGGCAGUGAGGAAGAAGCUAAGAAGAAGAUCUACAACGUUUCCUGUGAGAGGUACUUUGGAUUUGGCUGCGAGAUUGAUGAGGAGACCUCAAAUAAACUAGAAGGAUUGCCUGGUGUUCUCUUUGUGCUCCCGGAUUCUUAUGUUGACCCCGAAAACAAGGACUAUGGGGCUGAAUUGUUUGUUAAUGGCGAGAUUGUUCAAAGGUCACCUGAAAGACAAAGGAGGGUGGAACCACAGCCCCAGAGAGCCCAAGACAGACCAAGGUACAACGACAGGACUCGAUAUGUGCGUCGCAGAGAGAACAUGCGGUGAAACAUUUGAUUACAAAAAAAAAAAAAAAAUGGAUGUAUAGAAAUCUUGGAAGCAGUGAGCCUUCUUAUGUGUUCGUGGACAUAUGGAAGCAUUAUUAUGGUUAUAUGGAUAUGGCUUUUGAUGUUUUCAUGUAGUUCUUUUUCUGAACUUGGAUGUUCUGUACUAAGGGUCUCGACCAAAAAUUGUUGUACGAACUAUGAUAAAGUCAUGCAUUGCUCUGUGUA